Molecule: messenger RNA, 6642 nt
Organism: Mustela lutreola (European mink)
Lineage: Eukaryota; Metazoa; Chordata; Mammalia; Carnivora; Mustelidae
Gene: ESRP2
Product: epithelial splicing regulatory protein 2
Exons: 15
Coding region: 184-2337 (717 amino acids)
Cellular component (GO): ribonucleoprotein complex
Molecular function (GO): RNA binding
Source: RefSeq, a predicted model, not a curated record
GCCCCGCCCCACGGGGCGCCGCGGGCGGGUCUCAGCAGCGCCCACUGCGCCAGCCAGGCCGCAGGUGCCGCCCCCGACACACGGUGUCCCGCCCAAGCUGAUUCGUGUCUGCCGUCGGCCGGUGCGUGCGUGCGCCUCGUCGGUCCGCGUGUGUCUGGCCGAGCGCCCCCUUCCUCUGCGGCCAUGACUCCGCCGCCUCCCCAGCCACCGCCCCCGGGCCCGAACCCCACCUCAGACUCUGCCGCCGACCCCCGCCCCGGGCCCGGACCCCUGGUCGUACUGUUCGGAGCCACGGCCGGUGCGCUGGGGCCGGACCUGGGUUCCGAUGAGACCGACUUGAUCCUCUUAGUCUGGCAAGUGGUGGAGCCGCGGAGCCGUCAGGUGGGGACGUUGCACAAGUCAUUGGUUCGCGCCGAGGCGGCCGCACUGAGCCCGCAGUGCCGCGAGGCGAGCGGCCUGAGCGCCGACAGCUUGGCGCGGGCCGAGCCGCUGGACAAGGUGCUGCAGCAGUUCUCACAGCUGGUGAGCGGGGAUGUGGCUCUGCUAGGUGGGGGCCCCUACAUGCUAUGCACUGAUGGGCAGCAGCUGCUGAGACAGGUCCUGCAUCCCGAGGCCUCCAGGAAGAACCUGGUGCUCCCCGACACCUUCUUCUCCUUCUACGACCUCCGCAGAGAGUUCCAUGUGCAGCACCCAAGCACCUGUCCUGCCAGGGAGCUCACCGUGGCCACCAUGGCACAGGACUUGGGGCUGGAGACAGAUGCCACAGAGGAUGACUUUGGGGUCUGGGAAGUGAAGACAAUGGUAGCUGUCAUCCUCCACCUGCUCGAAGAGCCCAGUGGUCAAUUGUUUUCGAAGGCCGAGGUGGUAAAGCAGAAAUAUGAGACAGGCCCUUGCAGCAAGGCCGAUGUGGUGGACAGUGAGACCGUGGUUCGGGCCCGUGGGUUGCCCUGGCAGUCGUCAGACCAGGAUGUGGCUCGGUUCUUCAAAGGACUCAACAUUGCCAGGGGUGGUGUCGCACUCUGCCUCAAUGCCCAGGGCCGCAGAAAUGGCGAGGCCCUCAUCCGCUUUGUGGACAGCGAGCAGCGGGACCUAGCGCUGCAGAGACACAAGCACCACAUGGGCGUCCGCUAUAUCGAGGUAUACAAAGCAACAGGAGAGGAGUUUGUGAAGAUCGCGGGGGGCACAUCACUAGAGGUGGCUCGUUUCCUGUCGCGGGAAGACCAGGUGAUACUGCGGCUGCGGGGACUGCCCUUCUCGGCUGGGCCGGAGGACGUGCUGGGCUUUCUGGGGCCCGAGUGCCCGGUGACUGGGGGUGCUGACGGGCUGCUGUUUGUGCGCCACCCUGACGGCCGGCCCACCGGUGAUGCCUUUGCCCUCUUCGCCUGUGAGGAGCUGGCGCAGGCUGCGUUGCGCAGGCACAAGGGCAUACUGGGUAAGCGAUACAUCGAACUCUUCCGGAGCACGGCGGCUGAGGUGCAACAGGUCCUGAACCGCUAUGCAUCCAGCCCACUCCUUCCCACACUCACCGCUCCCCUGCUCCCCAUCCCCUUCCCACUGGCAGCGGGGACUGGGAGAGAUUGUGUACGCCUUCGAGGCCUGCCCUAUACAGCCACCAUUGAAGACAUCCUGAGCUUUCUGGGGGAGGCAGCUGCUGACAUCCGGCCCCACGGGGUGCACAUGGUGCUCAACCAGCAGGGUCGGCCCUCAGGCGACGCUUUCAUCCAGAUGACAUCAGCAGAGCGGGCCCUAGCUGCUGCACAGCGUUGCCAUAAGAAAGUGAUGAAGGAACGCUAUGUGGAAGUGGUCCCCUGCUCCACGGAGGAGAUGAGCCGUGUGCUAAUGGGGGGCACCUUGAGCCGCAGUGGCAUGUCCCCUCCACCCUGCAAGCUGCCCUGCCUCUCACCACCUACCUACGCCACCUUCCAGGCCACCCCAACACUCAUCCCGGCUGAGACGGCAGCCUUGUAUCCCUCUUCAGCACUGCUCCCGGCUGCCAGGGUGCCUGCUGCCCCUACCCCUGUUGCCUACUACCCAGGGCCAGCCACUCAACUCUACAUGAACUACACAGCUUACUACCCCAGCCCCCCAGUGUCCCCGACCACUGUGGGCUACCUCGCCACACCCCCCACUGCCCUGGCCUCUGCUUCCACCUCAGUGUUGUCCCAGCCAGGAGCCCUGGUCCGUAUGCAGGGUGUCCCAUAUACAGCUGGUAUGAAGGAUCUACUCAGCGUUUUCCAGGCCUAUCAGUUAGCCCCUGAUGACUACACCAGUUUGAUGCCUGUUGGUGACCCGCCCCGAACUGUGCUACAGGCCCCCAAAGAGUGGGUGUGUUUGUAGGUGAGGGAGCCAGGAGGUAAGAGCUGGCUAACAUCUGUCAUGUCUCUCUUGGCAUCGAGAGAACCAGUACCCUCACCCAGGUGGCUCCUUCCUGGGCUUGUCAAAGCUCUCAGCACCUAGAAUGAGCUCAAGCCCCAGCUCCAUCUCCCACUUGUUGCUCUGCCUGUUCACCCUAAAGAUGACGGCUGGACCCUAUACGCAGGGCUGGGGGUGGAAUGGUGUUACCCUGCUCCCAGUGGCCUGAUCUGGGCCUCCUGAAUAGCACCAUGAGAUCCUUCGGUCUGUUUGGCCGUGGUCCGUACCCAGAUUCUGUGGGGCUGAUGUCCACAGCAGGCAUGCUUGCUUUUUAAAAAUGUAAGCCCUGGUGCCUUCAAUGUAUGACUCCUGGGAGCUUCUGAGUAAAGAUCCCAAUAUUGUGCUUUCCCUUUCCCUUCUGGUAGGGGUCAGGGAGGCAGAAAAUGCUGCCCCAGCCCCUGGAAUACUUGACCCUUAGUGGCCACAUUGUGCCAUGGGUCCAAGGACGCUAGCUCUCCUCCAACUUGGCAUAAGGACUAUGAGUGGCAAAAUCACAGACUGUUUUGACCGACUGUACUGCAGUAUCCCCAGAGGACACUAGGGGGCAGGAGGCCUUCACACAAAAUCUCAGGCCUGACUUAAAGGGGACUUACUGCCUACUUUUCAUGCACACCUUGGGCAGGCCAGUUGUCCUGAACUCAUUAGACAUCGUGGAAUGUCCUUUGCACCCAUUAGAGGGUACAGAACUGAAGCUUCGGAAGAAAUUUGGAACUCUACUCACUCCUCCGUAAAAUAAACAAAGGUUCCUAACCAAGUGGACUUUUAAAAACCAAAGUGCCUUUAGCUGCUUUGGACUCCCGAGUGUGGGGCUCCACACCUGCCCCAGGGAGAGGAAAACUCAGGCAGAUUUCAAGGACAGUGUUAACCUGUCACCGCUUGUUAUUUCAGCCCUGUAAGUGAGGAACCUGAAUUGCUGGCUCUUCCCUUUGUUACUUGUGUAAGGAGCACUGUACUCCUAUAAAAGGUUUUAAAGUACAAAAUGUGUAAGAAAACACAAUCCCAAGUGCUGUAAACAUAACAGAGAACCAAUUCCUUAACUGUACGUCGCCCAUUUUAUAAAAUACAAGGUUUCAACAGGGCUUCAAGGCCAGGGGCGCUGGGGUGGCACAAAACUCGGUUUUGGCUCAGGUUGUGAUCUCGGGGGUCUCCCUCUCCUGCCAAAAUAAAUAAAUCUUUAGGAAAACAAUCCCGCCAUUCAAGGGCUUCAUGGCCAGAUCCUAGCAGAGCUCCAGUGGUGGUAGUUCGCCCUGGGCAGCAACACCACACGGGAAACCGAAGACAGGACAUCUGGUCCCUUUCGAGGUGUCUUCAGCCAUGUCCCUUACUAUCUAGCAAGUAGAAGGCUGCUUAUGCCCUUCCUCAACCCAAGAGGUAGCACAGGUUGGAAGGGGCAGGGGUAGAUGCUGAGACAUGCCCAGUUGCUCAGUGUUGCUACUAGAAGUCAGUUUGCACAGCCCAACUGUGUACAGAAGUUUAGUCUUUACCUGUAAAGCCAGAAAAUACUGAUUCUUAAGCCAAAGACUUAACAAAAUGAUACAAGACUGCUUAUAUAGUAUACAAAGCUCUUUUAAAAUUCAACUUUUAUUUUAAAUAGGAAAGCAUUUCUAGUGCUACAGGCAUCAAGGUAUUUAAAAGGCAUCAGAAUUUGGUGCAUAGCAACUCUGGAUCAUAGAGGCUUUUAUUCAUGAGGGCAGCAGAGCAACCCCCAGAGGGUCCUGCAAGGGAAACUCUUGCAGUAACCCCAUGUGAGACAGCUACCCCAGGGGCAAGAGGGUGGAGGCAAGUCCGGCCAGCUGUCUGGAACUUCUUUUCAGGGGCUGCCUCUUAAAACCCCUCCAAAGGAAGCUGUGGGCUGCCAACUACAGGCCCUGAAGCAAAUCGCACUGUCCACAUUCUGACAUAAAACUUUUAAAGAAAAAUGUGAAAACACCCAGCUCCAGGAGGGACCAGAGUGAUUUGCUGAAGGACAGACAUUUUUCUCUAACUAGGUUUAGGGGAAAACUAAAUCAUGGUUUGAAGGGGGGGGGGGAACAUACUUCUUUAUCCUGCAGGAGGCCAACGGCUCCUACCUGGCUGACUAGAGGAGGUGGGCAAUGAGCCGGCUCCCCCUGCGGAGGCCUUACUUGGCCUCAAUGGAGAGUCCUGGCAUCUAGGACUCCUAAUUCCCUGGAUUAAAAAGCCCUUGACCAGCUCAGCACACUGUCACACAUACAGGCACUCAAAAAAAAAAAAAAAUUUUUUUUUUCCUUCCUGAAUAAAUGAAAUUACAUGAUUUUGUUGGAAAACAUACUGCAAACUUCAGGUGCUUUGAAAUGGGCCCAGCCUUGGAAUAGGUACUAAUCCCAUUAAAGGGAGAAGGGCAGGGUUUGGAAAAAGCACCCAACUUGGGCACCUCCUUUGGUAGACAGCAAGCUGGAGGUUUUUGCUGGCCCCUGCCCUGGGCACCAGCCUCACCAGCAGCAGCACCGGGGCAUCUUUGGUGUGGAGGGUCAGGUCUAUGAUGCUACCUCAUGUCUGGGUUUGCGUCGAAGCCUUUUGGGGAAAAGGCUGUGUUUUUGAGGCCGUGUAGAUGGGAGGAGGGUAGGCCAGAAUCAUUUUCGGCUGUAAACAGAACGAGGGAUAAGCAUUCCAUUCCACUGCGAAUCGUAGAAGCUUCCCUUCUGGAGUCCUGCAUUUUCUCUGCUCCUCUUCUGACGCAUAGUUCAUUUGUGCUUAGCUUAUGACACAGCCUGGCCUCUGGAGAGGAGUUAGAACCGGCAAAUUUGCCUAAACCAUCAUGAGGCUGUGGCUUCAAAGGUUAUAGAGCAGCCAAAUGCAGAUAUUCCCAGUUAGAAAAGGUCUGGGACAGAGGACACACAAGGGAAAAGCACUCCACAGCCUACUUGUUUGCAGGAUGGCAGGAUAUUAAAGCUAGGAAGCUAAAAAGCCCACCUUUCAAAGUCACCUUACAUGGAGCUAUCUUAUCCAAGGCCCUGAGGGAAAAAAAGCAAUUUCAACAUGGCGUCAGUAUGGAGAGAGUGCAGGAAGAUUACCUAGAACGUUACAAAAAGGCUAUGCUCUGGAAUGUUGUUUUAUAUUCCAACACGUCAAUGAUUGGAAUGGUCUCUUCUCUAACAGUUUACUUUUAUAAAGAAGUAUGAGCUACAUUUGGCUUUAUUUCCUAUAAAUCUAUGAAAGGCUUUAGGACAUGCUGAGUUUUUGAGGCAUAGGUGUGGGCUUAGGAGAAUUUUUGUUUGCCUCUGGAAGGUUUUAUCAAAAGUUCCUACUUUAAAAAUAUCAUCAAGGCUAAAGAGUCCUUCAAAUGACCAUAAAGGAGUAAAAUCACCAAUCAUAGCUAAGCAACCAGGUCACUUGCAAAAGCAGCAUCUCUGAAAUGGAGAGCCUGCUGCAUUCACACUCAAAGCACCCAUCAUAUAAAAGUAUCCUAUUUAAAUAUAAAAAGCAAAGCUUAUUUCCCCAAAGCUCAGUCUAUGCUGCUCCUGUUCUUUUACAAAAUCUACCCAAGGCCUGAGGUGGAGGAAUGCUGCUUUCCCCACAUACGGUGACCCCAACUCCCGGUGCCAGUCCUGAUGGCCACAGAGUUGGAAACCCAAGGUCCAAGGAGAGAAACAUGCUGAGAAGUACAUGGUGGUGGACACAAGGCUGCAGUGAACUCUUGUCAGAGGCCUUCGGAUCUUCCUAUAUCCAGGGAAUCAGGGCCUGGAAGGGGAGCCUGCCUGCUCACCCCUGUUCCUUGGGAAACAGAAAUCUGAGACAUGUCUCUCCCAAUUAUCUCGUUCACUGAAAAACAAGAAAAAGAAUGAUUAGUGACCUUUGUGUGACUGACCAUAUGAUGCUGAAUGGCGAGUUCCAUUUCAAAGAUUUUUUUUUUUUCCUUUCCAGUGUUCUGUAAAGGUAAAUGCAGUGCUUAAAGCCUGGUCCUAAACUGAAUGGAGACCUUAUUGCAGACCUCUAUUUUCCCUUUCAGUUCAGUUUGGGAUGGGAAGGGAGAUGGUUCAGAGAACAGGAAACAUUCCUACCCUUGUAUAAGCUUCUGCUCUAGAGCAGAAGACAGGAUACAUCUGACAUGAGUUCAUAUUAAUCUCACUUUUCCUGAAUUUGCAUGCCUUUACAGGGGGUUUCCCCCUUCUGAUACCUGUGGUGUACUUUGUAUGUAAAGUGAAUGCAAAUAAAUGUUUUGGUGAGAAUAAAGGAAGAUUUACUAAAUAAAGCAGUUACUUUGUUACCUUA